AUGUGUGUUGUUGAGGAGCGGCUGCUGCUGUCGGUGCUGCCGGAGCACGUGGCUGUGAAGAUGCGGCAGGACCUGGGCUCCGCCAAGGACAGUCAGUUCAAGAAGAUCUACAUGAGCCGGCACGAGAACGUCAGCAUCCUGUACGCUGACAUCGUCGGCUUCACCGCCAUCUCCUCCACCUAUUCCGCGACAGAGCUGGUGAAAAUACUCAACGAGUUGUUUGCACGCUUCGACCGGCUUUCGGAGCGCUACCACCAGCUGCGGAUCAAGAUCCUGGGCGACUGCUACUACUGCAUCAGCGGCGCCCCUCGGGAGCGUCCUGACCACGCCGUGCUGUGUGUCCACAUGGGCCUCUCCAUGGUAAAGGCCAUCAAGUACGUGCAGCAGACUACCAACUCGCCGGUGGACAUGCGCGUCGGCAUCCACACGGGUGCGGUGCUGGCCGGCGUGCUGGGGCAGCGCCAGUGGCAGUUCGAUGUCUACUCCAAGGAUGUGGAGCUGGCCAACAAGAUGGAGAGCAGCGGCCUGCCCGGGCGGGUGCACAUCUCGGAGAAGACGCUGGGCUUCCUGAACGGCGAGUUCGAGGUGGAGCCGGCGUUGGGCGAGAAGCGCGAGGAGAUGCUGCGCAUGGCGGGCAUCCGCACCUUCUUCAUCGUCCGCACGCUGAAGCCGUUCCGCCCUGACGGUGCAGAAAUGGGAAACGGCAUUGUAGCAGAAGAUGGUACAGCUAUCAUAACUGAGAAGGACGAAGACUCAGCGUGUGCCAGUCCUGUGGAGGAGAACCACGUGCUGGGAAACGGGCGAGGGAGAGAGGACUCGGAGAGUUUCAAGAAGCGGCUACGCGAGGAGCUGGUGAACAGGGACGGCCAGAGAGACCUGUCGAAGCACACGCACCUGGUGACGCUGGCGUUCAGCGACAAGCAGAAGGAGGUGGAGUACCAGCACCACAAGGAGUCCUUCGGCAGCGUCUCCGUGCUGGGCUGCCCGCUCGCCCUGCUGCUCAUCACCGUGGCCCGCGUCGUCGUGCUGCCCAGGGACGUGUUGAGCGUGUCUCUCGCCGGCGUCGCCGUGCUGCUGCUGCUGGCAUUGGCGCUCGUGUCCGUCGCGGAGUUCUUCCCCUCGGUGUUCCCGCGGCCCCUCGUGCGCUGCAGCGAGGCCACCAACAACGCGCUCUGGUCCAGGAGGCUGCUCGUGGUCGCCAUCAUCUUCCUGCUGGGCGCCGCCAACACUGUCGCUGUGGUGCCGUGCGUGUCGCCGGAGGAAGGCACGUGGUCGGCGGUGGCGAGCAACUGCACGGGCAUGCUGCGGCACGGGCCGUGGGACGCGUGCCUGCUGCCCAGCUACGUGUCGUCGUUCUGCGUGCUGGCGCUGGUGGCGGCGUCGCUGCCGGUGCAGCUGGCGCACGGCUACAAGGCGCUGCUGCUGGCGCUGCUGGCCGCCGCGCACGUCGCGCUCAACUGCACGCUGCUGGCGCCCGCGCUGCGCUGCGAGGAGGCCAUCGCCAGGAGCAACUGGCCCAACUCUGCGCCGGCCGAGCUGUCCCUGGGAGUGCUGCUGCUGGCUGUCACCUUGGCUCUCGCGUUCGUCGCCAGGCACACGGAGAAGGCGAUGCGCGUGCUGUUCGUGUGGCGCGCCGAGGUGGAGGAGCAGCGCGAGCGCGCUGCCGACAUGCGGCGCCGCAACGAGGCGCUCGUGUACAACAUCCUGCCGCCGCACGUCGCCGCGCACUUCAUGGGCAGCCGCAAGCGCCAGCACGAGGAGCUGUACAGCCAGAGCUACGCCGAGGUCGGCGUGCUCUUCGCCUCCAUGCCCAACUUCUCAGAUUUUUACUCAGAGGAAACUGUCAACAACCAAGGACUGGAAUGCCUAAGAUUCCUGAAUGAAGUUAUUUCGGAUUUUGAUGCAUUGCUGGAGCAGCCACACUACCAGGAUAUUAUCAAGAUCAAAACAAUUGGUUCAACAUACAUGGCAGCAAGUGGUCUCAACCCAUCACGCACAGUAAAGCCUGAUGAUCCUAUUACAGUAAGGUGGGCACAUCUGUCUCUCCUUGUUCAGUUUGCACUUGAACUCAAGAAAGCGCUACAGAGUAUUAACGAACAGAGUUUCAACCACUUCGUGCUAAAAAUGGGAAUUAAUCAUGGCCCAAUUACUGCUGGUGUCAUUGGUGCAAGAAAACCUCAUUAUGAUAUUUGGGGCAAUUCAGUCAAUGUAGCCUCACGGAUGGAGAGCACAGGGAAAGCAGGAUGUAUUCAGGUAACAGAUGAAACAAUGGAAAUCUUGAGGCACUUUGGCUAUGUGUUUGAACAACGUGGCCUUGUUUCUGUGAAAGGUAAAGGUCAGUUGAUGACAUACUACCUGAUUGGAAAAGAGGGACAAGAUGGUGUGACAGCAUCAAAUACAGUUCAAAAUGAAGGGGAACAGCCUCAGAAUGAAGAGGCACAGCCACCACUUGAAGACAGUCAACAGCCACAAGAGCAGACUGACCUGCACAAUAGAGCAUCGCCAGCUGAUGUAUCUCCUCUUGUUACUGAUGAUUGUAGGUAA
Schistocerca serialis cubense is the source of this 2544-nucleotide messenger RNA. RefSeq names its product adenylate cyclase type 3 (gene Ac3). The transcript is spliced from 19 exons. Lineage: Eukaryota; Metazoa; Arthropoda; Insecta; Orthoptera; Acrididae. The record is from RefSeq and is a predicted model, not a curated record. Bases 1 to 2544 code for a protein of 847 amino acids. Gene Ontology annotation, biological process: intracellular signal transduction; adenylate cyclase-activating G protein-coupled receptor signaling pathway; cAMP biosynthetic process. Gene Ontology annotation, molecular function: adenylate cyclase activity.